AUGGGGUUUUGGGGUUAUUUAUGUUUUGGUUGUUGGGGUUGGGGUGGGGGGGGUGGGGGGUGGGGUGGGUUGGGGGGGUUGGGGGGGGGGUGUGGUGGUGUAGUGUUAGGUGUUUUGUGGUGUGGUUUUUUUUGUGUUUUUAGGGUGUGUAAUGUUUUUGGGUGGGUGUGGUGGGGGGGGGGGUUUGGUGGUGUGUUGUGGUGGGUUGGUUUGUGGGUGGUGGGGGGUGUUUGGUGUGUUGUGGUUGGUUGUUUUGUUUGUGGGGUGUUGUGGUGGUGGGUUUGUGUGGGUUGUGGGGGUGGGGGGUUGGGUUGGGUUUUUUGGUGGGGGGGGGUGGGUGUUUGGGUGGUUUGGGGGGGGGGGGUGUUGUUUGGUGGUUUGGGGGUGGGUUAUGGGGGUGUUGUUUGGGGGGGUUGGGGGGUUGUUGUUUUUGGGUUGUGGGGGUGGGUGGUUUUGGGUGGUUGGGGGGAUGGUUGGUGUUUGGGUGGUUGGGGGGUGUUUGGGGGGGGGUGGUUGUGGGGGUUUGGGGUGUUGGGGGGUUGGGGGUUGGGGUGGUUGUGGGGUGGGGGGGGGUUGGGGGGGGGUUGGGGGGGUUGGGGGUGUGGGGGUUGUGGUGUUGUGGGGUAUUGGGGGGUUUGUUGGGGGUUUUGGGGUUGGGGGGGGUGGUGGAAUUGGGGUUUGGGUGUUUUUGGGGUGUUUUGGGGGGUGGGGUGGGUUUUUGGGGGUGGGUUGUUGUGUGUGUGUGGGUGGGGGGGAUGUGUGGUUUGGGUUUGUGUUUGUUGGUUAUGGUUUGGUUGGUUAUUGUUGAUGUGUGUGGGGUUGGGUGUGUUGUGGUGGGUUUGUUGGGGUUGUGGGGGGGGGGGUGUGUUUUGGUUGUUGUGUGUGUGGUGGGUGGGUGUGGGUUGGGUGUGGGGGGGGGGUUGUGGGGUGGUGUGGUGUGGGGUGGGUGUGGGGGGGUGUGUGGGGGGGUGGGUUGGUGUGGGGUGGUGGGGGGUGGGUGUGUGGGUUGGGUUUGUGUGGUGGGGUUUUUGUGGGGUUUGGUGGUGGGUUUGGGUGUGGGUUUGGGGUGGGGUUGGUGGUGUGUUUGGUGGUGGUUAUGGUGGUGGGGGUUUGGUGGUGGGGGUUGGUGUGGGGGGGUUGGUGUGGGGUUUGGUGGUGGUUUUGUGGUGGGGUUUGGUGGGGUGGGGUUUUGGUGGGUGGGGUGGUUGGGGUUUGGUGGUGGGGUUUUGGGUGGUGGGUUUGGUGGUGGGGUUUGGUGUGGGGUUUGGUGGUGGGUUGGGUGGUGGUUGUGUGGGUGGGGUUUGGGUGGUGGGGGGGGGGGUGGGGGGUGGGGGGGGGGGGGGGGUGGUGGGGGGUGGGUGGGGUGGGGGGUGGGGGGGGUGGGGUGUUUUGGGUGGUUGGGGUGGGGGUGGGGGGGGGGUGGUGGGGGUUGUGGGGGUUGGGUGUGGUGUGUGGGGGGGGGGUGGUGGGGUGGUGGGUUGGGGGGGGUGUGGGGGGGGUUGGGGUGUGUUGGGGGGUUUUUUUUGGUGGUGUGGGGUUGUUUUUUGGGGUUUGGGGGGGGGUUGGGGUGUGGGGUGGUGGGUUGUGUGGUUUGUGGGGGUGUUUGGGUUUGGUUGUGGGGUGGUGGGUGGUUGGUGGGGGGGGGUUGGGUGGGGGGGUGUGUGGGGGGGGGGGUUUGGUGGGUGGUGGGUGGGGGGGUGUGGGGGGUGGGGUUGUGUUUGGGGGGGUGUUGGUGGGGGGGUUUGGGGGGGUUGGGUGUUGUUGGGGGUGUUGUGGGUGUGGGGGGGGGGGGGGGUGUUUGGGGGUGGGGGGUUGGGGGGUGGGGUUGGGGGGGUUGGGUGGGGGGGGGGGGGUGGGGUGGUGGGGGGGGGUGGGGGUUGGGGGGGGUUGUGGUGGGGGUGGUUGUGGUGGGGUGUGGUGGUGGGUUGUGGGGUGGGGGUUUGGGGUUGUGUGGGUUGGUUUAGUGGGGUUGGUUGUGGGGUUGGGGUUGUUUUGUUUGGGGGUGGGGGGGGGGGGGUGUUGUUUGUUGGUUGGGGGUGGUUUUGGGGGUGGGGUGGUUGUGGGUGGGUGUGUUUGGUUUGUGUUGUUUGGGGGUGGGGGGGGGGGGGUGGUGGUUGUGGUGGGGUUUUUUGGGGUUGGUGUUGUGGGGUUGGUGGGUGGGGGGGGUGGGGGGGGGGGGGGUGGGGGUGGUGGUGGGGUGUUGGUGGGGGGGGGGGGGGGGGGGGGGGGGUGGGGGGGGGGUGGGGGGUGGUGGGGGGGGUUGGGGGGGGUUUUUGGGGUGGGUUGGUGGUGGGUGUUGGUUGGGGGGUGGGUGGGUGGGGUUGGGGGGUUGGGGGUGGGGGGGGGUGGGGGUGUUGGGGGGGGUGGGUGUUGGGGGUGUUGGUGUGGGGGGGGUGUUGGGGUGGGGGGGGUGGUGGGGGUUGGGGGGUGGGGUUGUGUUGUGUUGGGGUGGGGGGGGGGGGGGGUUGGGGGGUGGGGGGGGUUUGUGGGGGUUGUGUGGGUUGUGGUGGUGGGGGGGGGGGGGUGGUGUGUGGGGGUGGUUGGGUUUUGUUGUUGUGUGGUGUUGGUGGGGGGGUGGUGGGUGUUGGUUUGGUGUUGUGGGGGUGUGGGGGUGUGUGGGGGGGGGGGUGGGGUGGGUGGGGAGUUUGGGUUGGGGUGGGUGGGUUGGGGGGGGGGGGGGUUGGUGUUGGUGUUGGUGGGUUGUGGGGGGGGGUGUUGGUGGGUGGGUGGGGGUUGGGUGGGGGGGGGUGGUGUGGGGGUGGGUGGUGGGUUGUUGGUUGGGGGUUGGGGGGUGUGUGUGGGGGGGGGGUUGGGUGGUGUGUUUGUUGGUGUGGGGGGUGUGGGUGGUUGGGGGGUGGUUGUGGUGUGGUGUGGGUGGGUGGUGUUGGGGGGGGGGGGGGGGUUUGUGGGGGGGGGUGGUGGGGGUUUGUUGGGUGGGGGGGGGUGUGUGGUUGGGGGGGGGGUGGGGGGGUGGGGGGGUGUUGGGGUGUGUGGUGGGGGGGGGGGGGGGGGGUGGGGGGGGGUUUGGUGGGGGUGGUGUGGGUGUGUGGUGGGGGGGGGGGGGGGGGGGUGGUUGUGUGGGGUGGUUGGGUUUUUUGUUUGUUUGUUGGGUGGUGUGUUGGUGGGGGGGUGGGUGGGUUUGUGUUUGGGGUGUUGGGGGUGUGGGGGUGGUGUGGGGGGGUGGUUGGGGUGGUGGGUGGUUUGUGUGGGGUGUUUGGGGGGGGUGGGGUUUUGGGUGUGGGGGGGUUUGGGGGGUGGGGGGGGGGGUUGUGGUUGUUGGGUGUUUGUGUGGGGGGGGUGUUGGUGGGGGGUUGGGGGGUGGGUGGGGUGGGUGGGGUGGGGGGGGGUGGUGUGUGUGUGUGGUUUUUGGGUUGUGUUGGUUUGUUGUGUGGGGGUGUGGGUGGUUGGGGUGGUUUGUGGUGUGGUGUGGUGGUUUUGGUGUUGGGGGGGGGGGGGGGGGGUUUGUGGGGGGGGUGGGGUGGGUGUUUGUGGGGUGGGGGGGGGGUGUGUGGGUUGAGUGGGGGGGUGGGGGGGUGGGGGGGGGGGUUUGGUUUUGGGGGUGUGUUGUGGUGGGGUGUGUUGUUGGGGUUGGGUGGUGGGGUUGUUGUUGGGGGGUGGGUGGGGGUGGGGUGGUGGGGGGUGGUGGGGUGUUGGUGGGUGGGGGGUGUGGUGGUGGUUGGGGUUGUGGGGGUGGGUGGGGUUGUUGGGUGGUGGUGGGGGGUGUGGUGGGGGGGGAUUGGUGGUGGUGUUUGUUUGUGGGUGGGGGGGGGGGGGGGGGGGGGGGGGGGGGGUUGGUGGGGGGUUGGUUUUGGUUUUGGGGGUUUGUGGGGGGGGUGGUGGGGGGGGGGGGGGGGGUGGGGGGGGGUUGGGGGUGGGGGUUGUUGGGGUGGGUUGUUGUGGGUGGGGUGGGGGGGGGGGGGGGGGGUGGUUGGGGUGGGUGUGUGGUGGGGUUGUUUUUUGUUUGGGGGGGGGGGGGGGGGGGGGGGGGGGGGGGGGGUGGGUGGUGUUGGGGGGGGGGUGUUGAGUGUGUGGGUUGGGGUGGUGGGGGGGGGUUUUGGGGGGGGGGGGGGGGGGGGGGGGGGGUGGGGUGUUUGGGGUGGGUGGGUGGGGUUGGGGGGGGGGUGGGGGGGGGUGGGGGGUGUGUGUGUGGGGGUGGGGGGUUGUGGGGGUUGGGUGGGGGGUGGUUUGUGGGGUGGGGGGGGGGUGGGGGGGGGGGGGGGGGGGUUGGGGUGUGGGUGGGGGGGGGGUGUGUUGUGUGGUUUGGGUGUUUUGGUGGUGGGUUGGGGGGGGUGGGUGUGGGUUUGGGGGGUUUGGGGUUUGUUUUGGGGGGGGGGGGGGGGGGUUGGUGGGGUGGUGUGUUGUUUUGGGGUGGGGGGUGGGUUGGUGGGGGGUUGUGUGUGGGGGGGGUGGUGGUGUGUGUGGGGGUGUGUUGGUGUGGUUGGGGGUGUGGGUUUGGUGGGGGGGUGGGGUGGGUGGGGGUUGUGGGGGUGUGGUGUUGUUUUUGGGGUUUGGGGGGUGUUGUGUGGGGUGUUGUUUUGGUGGGGGUGGGUUUGUUUUUGUUGGGGGGUUGUGGGGGGGGGGGGGGGUGGUGGGGGGGGGGGGUUGGGGGGGGUUGGUGGGGGGGGGGGUGGGGUUGGGUGGGGGGGGUGGUGGGUGGUGGGGGGGGGGUGGGGUGGGGGGGGGUGGUGGGUGGGGGGGGGGGGGGGGGUGGGGGUGGUUGUGGGGGUGGGGUGGGGGGGGGUGGGGGGGGUUUUUGUGUUGGUGGUGGGUUGUGGUGGUGUGGUUGGGUGUUGUUGGUUGGUGGUGUUGUGGCUGGUGUUUUUGUUGUUGGGUGGGUGUUUUGUUGGGUGUUUGUGUUGUUUGGUGGUUUUUGGGUGUGGGGGGUGGUGUGUGGUUUGGUGGAGUUGUUGGGUGGGGGUGUUUUGUGGUUGGUGGUGUUUGGUUGGUGUGUUGUGGUUGGGGGUGGUGUUUGGUUGGGGUGUUUUUGUGUGGUUGGGUGGUUUUGUGUGUUGGGGGGUGGUUGGAUGUGGUUGUGUGGUGUUUGGGGUUUUUGGUGUUGGUUGUUGUGGUUAUUUGUUGUGGGGUGGAUUGUUGGUUGUUGGUGGUUUAGUUGUGUUUGUGGGUUUGGGUUUGGGGGGGGGGUGGGUGGUUUGGGUGGGGGGGGGGGGUGUGUGGUGGGGUUGUGUGGGGGUGGUUGGGGUGUGUGUGGGGGGGGGGGGGGGGGUGGUGGUGGGGGGGUGGGUUGGGGGUUGUGGGUUGUGUGGUUGGUGGUUUGUUGUGGUGUGUGUGGGUUGGUGUUUGUUGGUGUGUGGUUGGGGUGGGUGUUUGUGUGGUGGUGGGUUGUGUGGGUGGGUUUGUUGGUUGGUGGGGGGGGUUGGGGGGGUGUGUGUUUUGUGUUGUUGUGGUGUUGUUGGUGGUGUGUGUGGUGUGUGUGGGUGUGUGUGGGGGGUAGAUGUAGGUGGUGUUGUGGGAGUGUGUGUGGUGUUGUGA
Molecule: messenger RNA, 5490 nt
Organism: Knipowitschia caucasica
Lineage: Eukaryota; Metazoa; Chordata; Actinopteri; Gobiiformes; Gobiidae
Source: the annotation of a GenBank genome assembly